UGUUGGUGGAUGGUGACGGAGCGCGUCUGCUUCCUCGUCCAGCAUCAGUGCCUCUGCUCCGGGGAGAGGAAGCUGGAGUGAGCGCUGCAGAGGACCGCGUAACACCCCGAGACAUAGUGGACACACCUCGCCCCCUCUGUGUGAAGGUUUGUCGGCCAUGAAGUUGUCAGGCAGUCGCCCCUCCAGAGUGGGAAGAAACCCCUUCAUCCACAAGCUGAGAUUCACCAUGACAGAGAAGAUCAAGAUCGGACUGAUGUCGGUCACAGUGUUUCCCGUGCGGCUGCUGCUGGUGUCCUUCUUCAUGCUGUUGGCGUGGCCCUUCGCCUUCACAGCCUCCCUGGGACGCUCUGAGUUUGUCAUGGAGCCUCAGCCAUGGUGGAGGAGGUUUAUAGAUCUUUGUUUACGAGUGAUCAUGCGAGCCAUGUGGUUUUGCGGAGGGUUCCACUGGAUCAAGGUAAAAGGGGAACGGGCAGCACCCUCCGAAGUUCCCAUCCUCACCGUGGCGCCGCACUCGUCCUACUUCGAUGCCAUCCCCGUCACCAUGACCAUGUGCUCCAUCGUCGCAAAACUGGAGAGCGGGAGCAUUCCCAUCUGGGGCACUCUGAUCAGCUACAUCAGGCCAGUGUUCGUGUUUCGGUCCGACCAGGACUCCAGGAAAAAAACUGUAGAGGAAAUUAAGCGGAGAGCACAGUCUGGAGGGGAGUGGCCUCAGAUCAUGAUAUUUCCAGAGGGGACGUGCACCAACAGGUCGGGUCUUAUCUUAUUCAAGGCUGGUGCUUUUAUUCCUGGACUCCCAGUGCAACCAGUGGUGCUGCGCUACCCAAACAAACUGGAUUCUGUGACAUGGACAUGGCAAGGUCCCGGAGCGUUCAAGAUCCUAUGGCUCACUCUGUGUCAGCCUCAUAAUCCUUUGGAGAUCGAGUAUUUGCCUAUUUACACUCCAUCAAACGAGGAGAAGGAAAACCCGGCCUUGUUUGCCAAUAAUGUCAGAAAGCUCAUGGCCAAGGCGCUGGAGCUGCCACUCACAGACCUGUCAUUCGAUGAUCGUGAGAUCAGCCUAUCCCAGGGCCCGCUGUGCAUUCAUGACUACAGCAGCCUACUGGAGUUUAACCAGCUGGUUUGUCGCUUGGGGCUGAGAGGACGAACCAGAGACAAGCUGCUAGAUGAGCAGCCUAAAAGAGCGAAGAAGCUGCAGGGGGAGCUGCUGAGUUUAGACGACUUUGCCCAGUUCCUCAACCUCCCAGUUACAGACGCACUCACAGAAGUCCACAGUUACUUUGACCAGGUGACUGAGUGA
Messenger RNA from Paralichthys olivaceus (Japanese flounder), 1297 nucleotides. The record is from RefSeq and is a predicted model, not a curated record. Lineage: Eukaryota; Metazoa; Chordata; Actinopteri; Pleuronectiformes; Paralichthyidae.